Ochotona curzoniae (black-lipped pika) is the source of this 3271-nucleotide messenger RNA. It is a transcript of the gene CPNE4, whose product is annotated as copine 4. The transcript is spliced from 15 exons. NCBI's taxonomy places the organism in Eukaryota, Metazoa, Chordata, Mammalia, Lagomorpha, Ochotonidae. The coding region runs from base 25 to 1698 and encodes 557 amino acids. Gene Ontology annotation, cellular component: plasma membrane. The record is from RefSeq and is a predicted model, not a curated record. Gene Ontology annotation, molecular function: calcium-dependent phospholipid binding. Gene Ontology annotation, biological process: cellular response to calcium ion.
CUUCUCUUUCUUGCCUACAACAGAAUGAAGAAGAUGAGCAACAUUUAUGAGUCAGCUGCCAACACGCUGGGACUCUUUAACAGCCCCUGCCUGACCAAAGUUGAGCUCCGUGUGGCCUGCAAAGGCAUCUCCGACAGAGAUGCCCUUUCCAAACCAGACCCCUGUGUCAUCCUCAAGAUGCAGUCCCACGGGCAAUGGUUUGAGGUUGACCGGACAGAAGUGAUCCGCACCUGCAUAAACCCAGUGUACUCCAAGCUGUUUACUGUGGACUUCUACUUCGAAGAGGUGCAGCGCCUGCGGUUUGAAGUCCAUGACAUUAGCAGUAACCACAAUGGGCUGAAGGAGGCCGACUUCCUUGGUGGCAUGGAGUGCACACUUGGACAGAUCGUCUCCCAGAGAAAGCUGUCCAAAUCCUUGCUGAAGCACGGGAACACAGCAGGAAAAGCCUCCAUCACGGUGAUUGCUGAAGAAUUGUCUGGCAAUGAUGACUACGUUGAGCUUGCAUUCAAUGCACGGAAAUUGGAUGACAAGGAUUUCUUCAGCAAAUCUGACCCAUUUCUGGAAAUUUUUCGCAUGAAUGAUGAUGCGACUCAGCAGCUGGUGCACCGAACUGAGGUGGUAAUGAACAACUUAAGCCCAGCCUGGAAGUCGUUCAAAGUGUCAGUAAACUCGCUGUGCAGUGGAGAUCCAGACCGCCGGCUGAAGUGCAUAGUAUGGGACUGGGACUCCAACGGCAAGCAUGACUUCAUUGGAGAGUUCACCUCAACGUUCAAGGAAAUGAGAGGAGCAAUGGAAGGGAAACAGGUGCAGUGGGAGUGCAUCAACCCCAAGUACAAAGCCAAAAAGAAGAACUACAAGAACUCAGGCAUUGUGAUUCUGAAUCAGUGCAAGAUCCACAAGAUGCACUCUUUCUUGGAUUACAUCAUGGGUGGCUGCCAAAUCCAGUUUACAGUAGCUAUAGAUUUUACUGCCUCAAAUGGGGACCCCAGGAACAGCUGUUCCCUGCACUACAUCCACCCUUACCAACCCAAUGAGUACCUGAAGGCUCUGGUGGCUGUUGGGGAGAUUUGCCAAGACUAUGACAGUGAUAAAAUGUUUCCAGCAUUUGGGUUUGGUGCCAGGAUACCCCCAGAAUACACGGUGUCACAUGACUUUGCAAUCAACUUUAAUGAAGACAACCCGGAAUGUGCAGGAAUUCAAGGAGUCGUGGAAGCCUACCAGAGCUGUCUUCCUAAGCUGCAGCUCUAUGGCCCCACCAAUAUUGCCCCCAUCAUUCAGAAGGUUGCAAAGUCAGCGUCGGAGGAGACCAACACCAAGGAGGCAUCGCAAUACUUCAUCCUGCUGAUCCUGACCGACGGUGUCAUCACGGACAUGGCAGAUACCCGAGAGGCCAUCGUGCACGCCUCCCACCUGCCCAUGUCGGUCAUCAUCGUGGGAGUGGGCAAUGCUGACUUCAGUGACAUGCAGAUGCUGGACGGUGACGACGGGAUCCUGAGGUCACCCAAGGGAGAGCCUGUGCUCCGAGACAUCGUCCAGUUCGUGCCCUUCAGGAACUUCAAACACGCCUCCCCAGCUGCCCUGGCCAAGAGUGUGUUGGCGGAAGUCCCAAACCAAGUCGUGGACUAUUACAACGGCAAAGGGAUUAAGCCAAAAUGUUCAUCAGAAAUGUACGACUCUUCCAGGACACUAGCACCGUGAGCUUUGUACACUUUUACAGAGUUCCAAAAUAUUCCUCCUGCUAAUAUUUAAUACUUCUACUACUCCUGUACUUUAAAAAAAAAUUACACAUUUAAAAAUAGCACGUUUUGGUGAUUUUUAACCUUUUUUUUUUUUUGCAUGUGUAGCCCCAACACCUGGAUCUAUUAAGCCCUUGCAUUGUUAAAGACUUUUUACAAAGACCAACAGGUAAUAACUUACUCUUUACAUUACAGCAUGUCGCCUUGAAAUAAAAUGGUAUCUGUAUCUGUUUUUUAUACAGGUUUGUUGAAAUUUUGCUAAAUUUCUUAUUAUCUUUACACUGUAAAGCAUUUUGAAAUAUUUAUUGAACGUUGAUAGCCAAAACAUACCUGGGUUUAUCUGCUACAGGCUCAGAGACUUUUCAAAAAGGCACAUGCAUGGACUGUAUUUUGCAUGUUUCAAGUAACUUUAAAAUCGAACACCACACUGUUUCUGCAGGUGUUGCCUUCGCUCUUCCCUGGUGAAAAUGGUCUCUGAGCUAAAGAGGAUGCAUAGUAGUCUGUCUGGAGGGGGCUUCAGACACCCAGUCCCUCUUGGCUUUCCCGAUACAUGCGUCUCAUCUGAGAGUUGUUGAAAUUCUGAUUUUGAUAGAAUCUAUCUGAGUGGGGCCUGAGAUGCCUCAUCCCUUAAUAAGGCCCCCAAAUGAUGCUAAUGCAGUCCUUGGACUGCACUGAGAGUAGUGAGGUUCUCCAUGCCAGGUGUCAGAAGAGAGACCAUUUGAAACAGGGCAGCUCCUAGCCUGUUUGAGAAUGGCACCUUUCCCCUGCCCGUAGCAUUAAGAUCCUGCCUGGUUCAGAGGUGGGAAUAGAAAGUAAUGAGACUGACUCCUGAAUUUGCAGCAUUCAAGUCAGUCUCACUGCUUUGGAGCCACACCUCUGCCCUAGACAAGACUAGGGAACACUGCUCUCUGGCCUGCUCUGCCCUCUUAAGAGAGGCACACAUAGCACUGCAUGGAUGGUUUCACCUUUAUGCCAGACCCCAAGCAUCUUCAUUGAGCCACAAUUAUGAGAACUUAUCCAUGGCAAAUGGCCAUGUCAUGUGGCUCUCUGAACACCAGGUCCAGCAACUGCGAGCUCCAUCUUGGGUUUUCACCUUUGCCUCUUUGUGUCACUCCCGAGAGCAAACUCUGUACGCAGAAAUGCCUGGAUUUGUUGUUUUGGAUCGAACCAUUUUGUUUCAGUAUAAGCUGGCCAGUCUUGAAUCAAAAGGAUGACAGACUGACUCACUUAAUUUAUAAGUCACGGGAAUAAACAAGUGUUUUGCAGGUAUAAGAGGUGCAGAAUGGAAAGUAUUUUUCGUCACAGAUAUGGGGAGGUGAACCACAAGACAAAAUGAAUCUGUUGUUCAUUUCAGGGGGAGCAGUAUUAAUAAGCAAAUCAAAUGCCUUGUAUGAUUUCCAGAGUUAUAAUUAUAGAUCCUAAUCUUGCAAAUACAUGUCAGCAAAAUGCAAAGCAUUUUGGUAAUGAUGACAAAAAAAAAUGUUUGAAAAAUCACAAAUAUUUAAAUUGUAUUGUUUUAUGAAUAAAUUGGGCAC